Messenger RNA from Oncorhynchus keta (chum salmon), 3998 nucleotides. RefSeq names its product neurofilament medium polypeptide-like. Lineage: Eukaryota; Metazoa; Chordata; Actinopteri; Salmoniformes; Salmonidae. The transcript is spliced from 5 exons. Gene Ontology annotation, molecular function: structural constituent of cytoskeleton. Bases 192 to 3998 code for a protein of 1268 amino acids. Gene Ontology annotation, biological process: neurofilament bundle assembly. The record is from RefSeq and is a predicted model, not a curated record. Gene Ontology annotation, cellular component: intermediate filament; postsynaptic intermediate filament cytoskeleton; axon.
GAGACGGAGAGAGAGAGACCACAGGUGAGGACGCAUGCAUUGGCAGACAGUCAAGCCUACAGCUGAUGCUAUACAUUUUCAGCACUAUAGACAGUUCCAUUCUGCAGCGCGAGCAGACAGAGGGGGUAUAAAAAGGUAGGAGCCGCGCUGCUUAGCCUGCACACCAACACUGCUUAGUUUACUGAGGCAAUAUGAGCCACAGAAUGGACUAUCAUUUGGGUUCUCCGCAUAGGGGAGCUCAAGCUGAGUAUUGCUGCUAUCAACCCAAACUGACCGGAUCCCCCUCUGCAUCCAGGACCGUUGGCUUUGGGUCGACUACCGCAUACACGAAAAGAGGAUAUGCGACGACACUGAAGAGCGAAUUGGGAGCUGUUCCGAGAUCAUCGGAGAGCCUUUUCGAUUUAUCAAACCCAUUUACCGAGGUUUUGACAAAAAUGAAUGAGAAAGAACAGCUCCAUGGGCUGAACGACCGUUUCGCCGGAUUCAUAGAGAAGGUGCGUCAAUUGGAGCAUGAAAAUGAAUUGUUUGAGAGGGAAAUCGAGGAAAUCAAACUAAAGGCACAGUCCCCUGCGUCUCUGGCCCAGGAGCACGAGCCGGAGCUUAUGGACCUGAGGAACCUAGUUCAUGACAUCACCCUUCAGAAGCGUCAGAUCGAGAUAGAGCAUCAGAACCUGGAGGAAGAUUUCCUCACCUUGAGAGACAAGUAUGAGCAGGAGGCACGUGACCGCUCGAACGCAGAGAACGGCAUCCUUGUGCUGAAAAAGGACGCCAACGAUGCAUACCUCGCCAAAAUUCAGUUGGACAAGAAAGCGCAGUCUCUGGUGGACAAGAUCCACUUCCUGAAGAAGAACCAUGAGGACGAGGUAUCAGAAAUGGUGGCCCAGAUCCAAGAGGCUCAAGUAACGGUAAAGGCGCACGACUUUGGCAAACCUGACAUCACAGAGGCUCUCCGGGACAUCCGUGUGCAGUUAGAAGGUCACGCCACCUCCGACUUUCAGCAAGCCGAGGAGGGCUUCCGUGUCCAGUUCACAAAGUUAACCAAAGCGGCAGAAAGUAACAGAGAGGCGUUGAAGGCAACCCAACAGGAGAUCCAGGAGAAUAGAAGGCACCUGCAGGGGAAAACAAUUGAACUGGACUGUGGGAAAGGAAUGAGAGAGGCCCUGGAAAAACAACUACAAGAGCUGGAGGAGCGUCACUAUGCGGAAAUGAUUCAUUACCAGGACACUAUCAGGCAGCUGGAGAAUGAGCUGACCAAUGCUAAACUAAACAUGUCUGGCUACCUGAGAGAGAACCAGGACCUGCUGAAUGUCAAAAUGGCUUUGGAUGUGGAGAUUCUCUCUUACAGGAAACUCCUGGAGGGUGAGGAGUCCCAUCUGUACACCAUGUCUGACACCCACAUCUCCAUGCCCUGCAUCUACCGCCAGUCCCCCGUCUACACCCUGCCUUGCCUGGCCCGGCAGGGAGGGCCCAUACGCAGGUCUGAACCCCAGUACAAGUUUGUUGAGGAGAUCAUCUCUGAGACCACCAGAGACAUGGAGAUGUCCGAGAACGAGGAGACAGGCUCCGAGGAGACGGUCGGGGGAGAGGGAGACGAGUUGAGACAGAAGCAGGGAGAAGAGAGUGACAAAGCUGAGAGGAGGAGUGGGGAAGAGGAGGAUGAGGACAAAGAGAAAGCUAGAGGUAAAGUGGAUGUUGAAGUGGACGCCCCGGAGGAAGAGGGUGAACAGGAGGAAGAGUCUAAGAGACAGCAAAUGGUAACAUCAGCAGAGGUCGAGGUAAAUGGAGAUGGAGUUAGCCCUAGUGAGGGAGAAAAUGGAGAGGAGGGAGAUGAUGAAAGAGAGGAGACAAAGGGGGGUGAGCCAGAUGCAAUCAAAAAGACAGAGGACAUUGACAGAGGUGAAAAUACACAAAGUGAAGUCAAAUCAGCUGAGGCCACUAGUGAGGGAGAGAAUGAAAAACUGGACACAACAGAGAAGCUAGACAGCGAGAUAAAUGAGACAUUAGAAAAAGAUGACACCCCAAAACAUGGCAAAUCCCAACCAGGGAUUCCCAUGAAUGGUGACAUCUCAACAGAACCCAAAACGUCAGAGUCAGAGGAUAGCAAAACAGGAAGUUCAAUAAAGGGUGAACCACAGGGCCCCACAGAGGACAUCUCCAAAGAACCCAAAACGGUGUCAGAGGAGAGAAAAAAAGAAAUCCCUUUAAAAGAGAGACAAAAUGUAGAUCUGAAAGAGGAGAGUGCCCCAACAGAGCAACAACAAGACAGCCCAAAAGAAAGUCCCAUCAAAGAGGGAAAAAAGGUAGAUCUGACAGAGCAGAAUGCCCCAACACUGGAGCAGAAACCUGAUCAGAAGGAGCACAGAGAGUCAGACCAACCUCAAGAGGCAGAGAGUGCUGUGACAACACAAGAAGAGGAUCUCCCUGAGCCCACAAAGAAGGACAUGGAAUCCCAUGAUAACACUGCAGAGCUCAACAGCAGUUCAACCAAGGAGACAGUGGAGCAGGUGAGAGGAGACAUCCCUAAACCCGACGCCACUGUCACUCCUAAAGAAGAAACAACCCUGCAUCCAGAGCCAACUGUCACCCCUAAAGAGGAGACAUCCCCUAAACCGGAACCCACUGUCACCCCUAAAGACGAAACAUCCCUAAAACCGGACCAAACUGUCACCCGUAAAGAGGAGUCAUCCCCACAACAGGAGCCAUGCGUAACCCCUAAAGAGGAGACAUCCCCUAAAUCGGACCCCACUGUCACCCAUAAAGAAGAAACAUCCCCUAAACCGGACGCCACUGUCGCCCCUAACGAAGAAACAGCCCCGCAACCAGAGCCAACUGUCACCCUUAAAGAGGAGAUAUCCCCUAAACCGUACCCCACUGUCACUCCUAAAGAGGAGACAUCCCCACAAAAGGAGCCAGUUGUCACACCUAAAGUAGAAAAUUCCCCAAAACCAGAACCAGCAGUCACACCUAAAGUAGAAAAUUCCCCAAAACCAGAACCAGCAGUCACACCUAAAGUAGAAAAUUCCCAAAAGCCAGAACUAGCAGUCACCCCCAAAGUAGAAAAUUCCCAAAAGCCAGAACCAGCAGUCACCCCUAAAGUAGAAAAUUCCCAAAAGCCAGAACUAGCAGUCACCCCUAAAGUAGAAAAUUCCCAAAAGCCAGAACUAGCAGUCACCCCUAAAGUAGAAAAUUCCCAAAAGCCAGAACUAGCAGUCACCCCUAAAGUAGAAAAUUCCCAAAAGCCAGAACUAGCAGUCACCCCUAAAGUAGAAAAUUCCCAAAAGCCAGAACUAGCAGUCACCCCUAAAGUAGAAAAUUCCCAAAAGCCAGAACUAGCAGUCACCCCUAAAGUAGAAAAUUCCCAAAAGCCAGAACUAGCAGUCACCCCCAAAGUAGAAAAUUCUCCAAAACCAGAACCAGCAGUCACCCCCAAAAAUCAACGACCACCCCUAAACCAGACUCAACCCCUCACCCCAGAAUCAACGACCACCCCUAAACCAGGCUCAACCCUCACCCCAGAAUCAACUACCACCCCUAAACCAUACUCAACCCUCACCCCAGAAUCAACGACCACCCCUAAACCAGACUCAACCCUCACCCCAGAAUCAACGACCACCCCUAAACCAGACUCAACCCUCACCCCAGAAUCAACGACCACCCCUAAACCAGACUCAACCCUCACCCCAGAAACAACGACCACCCCUAAACCAGACUCAACCCUCACCCCAGAAUCAACGACCACCCCUAAACCAGACUCAACCCUCACCCCAGAAACAACGACCACCCCUACAGAAGAGAGUGAAACGAUGGGCAGUGGUGACAAAGCUAAGACAAUCACACCACCAGAGAAACAGAUGCCUGCAGUUGUAGAGAGCAAGGACUCACACAGGGGGGCGCCAGAAAGCAACACAACUCAGGAGAAACCAGAGGAACGUAUGGACAAAGCGCCUGAGAAGGUUACAGAACCCAAAGACAGAGAGCGUGAAGACCAAGGCCUCUGA